Messenger RNA from Polychytrium aggregatum, 1380 nucleotides. Its product is annotated as WD40-repeat-containing domain protein. Bases 1 to 1380 code for a protein of 459 amino acids. The transcript has 5 exons. The record is from RefSeq and is a predicted model, not a curated record. NCBI's taxonomy places the organism in Eukaryota, Fungi, Chytridiomycota, Chytridiomycetes, Polychytriales. Gene Ontology annotation, molecular function: protein binding.
AUGGGCGAGUUUGAGGAUGCCUGGGAAGACGAAAUCGAGGACGACGACGAGGGCGAAGUCGUCAUGGCCCCCGAUAGCGACGACGAAGACUACGAGGGCGACGAUAUUCCCAUGGAGGAAGACGAGGAAGAGGAGGAGGAGAAGCUGAAUGUGUAUCUGCCCGGUCAGCAGCUCGGUCCCGACGAAGUCCUCGUUGCCGACAACAGCGCCUAUGACAUGCUGCACACCAUGAAUGCCGAAUGGCCGUGCCUCAGUUUUGACAUCCUGCCAGACAAGCUGGGCUUGAACCGCACGACCUAUCCCGCCACAGCCUACAUCGUUGCCGGCUCGCAGGCGGAGAAAGCCAAGGACAACAAGAUCUACGUCAUGAAGAUGUCGCAGCUGCAUCGAACAAAGAACGACGACAACGACAUGGACGACGACGACGAUGACGAUAACGACGACCUCGACGAUGAUCCGUUGCUGGAAUCCAAGACCGUGCCCCAUUUUGGUGGCAUCAACCGGAUCCGCCGGAUGCCCCAUCCCGAGGCCAAGAUUGUCUCGACGUGGGCCGAGACUGGCAAGGUGCACAUCUGGAACCUCUCGGAGGUCGUGGACUCGAUAGACACCCCCGGCAUGGCCGCGCCGCGGGAUCUGAAGCCAAUCUACACCGUCAACAACCACAAGACGGAGGGCUAUGCCAUGGAUUGGUCGACCCUUGGUGUUGGAAGGCUGCUUACUGGCGAUUGCUCAAACAAGAUCUACAUGACCACCAGCAACGAAACCAGCUUUGUCACCGAAAGCCAAGCCUUUGUGGGCCACCAAGACUCGGUCGAAGAUAUCCAGUGGUCGCCGACACAGAAGGGCGUCUUUGCUUCGGCCUCGGUCGACGGCACCAUCAAAGUCUGGGACACGAGAACGAAACAGAAGGCCCAGAUCAGUGUCCUGGCACAUGACAGCGACGUCAAUGUGAUUUCUUGGAACAGAACCGCCGACCAUCUGCUGGCCUCUGGCUCGGACUCGGGUGUGUUUUCGAUCUGGGAUCUGCGCAAGUGGCUGAGCCUUGGCCCAGGAGCACAGCCGGAGCCUGCCGCGACCUUCAACUGGCACUCCAAGUCCAUCACCUCGAUCGAGUGGCAUCCCUCGGAAAGCUCGGUCUUUGCUGUCGCCGGAGACGAUGACCAGGUCACCAUCUGGGAUCUGGCGCUCGAAGCCGACCACGAGGAGGUCACCAUUGCCUCGGGAGCCCAGGGCCAGCAGGUCACGGUGCCGCCACAGCUCCUGUUCAUCCACCAGGGCCAAAAGUCCAUCAAGGAGAUCCACUGGCACCCGCAGAUCACCGGCGCCAUGAUCACCACGUCCCUGGACGGAUUCAACGUCUUCAAGACCAUCAACUGCUAA